This is a messenger RNA of Candida albicans SC5314, 1014 nucleotides long. RefSeq names its product Csh1p (gene CSH1). The transcript has a single exon. The record is from RefSeq and is a predicted model, not a curated record. Lineage: Eukaryota; Fungi; Ascomycota; Pichiomycetes; Serinales; Debaryomycetaceae. Bases 1 to 1014 code for a protein of 337 amino acids.
AUGGUCACCAGAUUAGGUAAAUCUGGUUUGAAGGUCAACACUGUUGCUGUCGGUACUAUGAGAUUGGGAUCCAGUUGGAGAGGUUUUAAUGGUGACAUCGACGAGUGUUUGAAAAUUUUGAAAUUUUGUUAUGACAACGGGUUCCGUACUUUCGAUACUGCUGAUACUUACUCAAAUGGUAAAUCUGAAGAGUUGUUGGGUUUAUUCAUCAAGAAAUACAAUAUUCCACGUGAACGAAUUGUCAUUUUAACCAAAUGCUACUUCUCAGUCAAAGACGACGCAGAAGACAGUUCACUUGAAAUUGAUCCAAUUGACUAUAUGAACGGUAAAGGAUUGAGUAGAAAGCAUAUCUUAGCCGCAGCUGAAGCUUCCGUUAAACGUUUGGGAACAUAUAUUGAUGUGUUGCAAAUUCAUCGUUUAGACCAUGAAGUCACAUAUGAAGAAGUUAUGCGUUCUUUAAAUGAUGUUGUUGAACAAGGAUUGGCAAGAUAUAUUGGUGCCUCAUCUAUGAAAACAUGGGAAUUUGUUGAGUUGCAAAAUGUUGCUAAAGCAAAUGGUUGGCACCAAUUCAUCUCCAUGCAAAGUCACUAUUCUUUAUUGUACCGUGAGGACGAGAGAGAAUUGAAUGACUAUUGUAAGAAGAAUAGUAUUGGAUUAAUCCCUUGGUCUCCAAACGGUGGUGGUGUUUUGUGUCGUCCAUUCGACUCUGAAAAAACUAAGCAGUUCUUAGACAACAAGCAAUGGUCAAGUUUAUUUGGAUUAGAAAAUGUCAGAGACGCAGAUAAGAUUAUCGUCGAUAGAGUUAAAGAGUUGAGUGUUAAAUACAAUGCAUCUAUGAUGCAAGUUUCAUUGGCAUGGUGUAUUUCUAAAGGUGUGAUUCCAAUUGCCGGUGUCUCCAAAUUUGAGCAAGCUGAAGAAUUGGUUGGUAUUUUCAAAGUCAACUUAACUGAAGAUGAUAUCAAAUAUCUUGAAGAGCCAUAUCACGCCAAAGACUUGGCAAGAGUUGCUGCUUAA